Aspergillus pseudotamarii is the source of this 1464-nucleotide messenger RNA. Its product is annotated as ribonuclease H family protein. Gene Ontology annotation, biological process: DNA replication, removal of RNA primer. Gene Ontology annotation, molecular function: RNA-DNA hybrid ribonuclease activity; nucleic acid binding. The record is from RefSeq and is a predicted model, not a curated record. Bases 436 to 963 code for a protein of 175 amino acids. The transcript is spliced from 2 exons. Lineage: Eukaryota; Fungi; Ascomycota; Eurotiomycetes; Eurotiales; Aspergillaceae.
UCUGAUCUGACGCUUCGUCAAGCCUUCACUCACAAUACGGAGUCACGUUGGGUGAAAUGAAACUGCCUCACCCGCAUAUCUACGGAUCAUCAUUUCAUUGGCUGGGAAGGUAUAUGAGAUAAUCAAGCGGGGGGUCGAUAAGUAUCGCCAUAGGUUCCAACUUGAAGCUUCAUGCUCUACUUGGAUCCCACAGACGCUCGCAUCGCACGGAUUUGAAAACAAUUUUACUUGCAGGGCGACACUUUCUGUCCAAAUCUCUCCUUCCUAUAGCCUACACUACACAAAAGCUCAGACGCGACAGAACAUAUCAACAGCGAAGAGAACAUCUUGUACCCCGCAUACUCAUGAGAGAUACCGAAGCCUCUACACCACAGAGAUUUUGUGCAUAAAAGUUGAGCCCAUCGCAGCUUUUCGACACUAGCCCACCGCGCCAGUAUGCCGUACAUCAUGGAAAUCUACAUCGACGGUGGCUGUAGAGGCAACGGUCGAUCUGGAGCUAUCGGUGCUGCCGCCGCCGUUUUCAAAAACAAAUUUGGGAAAUGCACCGGUUGGACAAGACCCUUACCCCAGUAUCCCCCACCCACAAACCAGCGGGCUGAAAUCACGGCCAUUAUUCUUGCGCUGGAGACAGCCCUGGAAAAGUUCGAAGCGCUGGACACACGUCCGCAUUUAGAUGUCAAGAUAUAUUCAGAUUCCAGAUAUGCAAUCGGGUGUAUGACAAACUGGAUCUACAAGUGGGCAAAUAACGGAUGGAGAAAUGCUGCCGGCAACGAAGUUGCGAAUCGGGAUCUGAUUGAACAGGCCUCUGAUCUUGACGAUAGAUUGAAAGAGGAAGGAUACGUGGAGUACAUCUGGAUUCCGAGGGAGAAGAAUCAGACGGCGGAUGAAAUGUGCAAUGAUGAGAUGGACGAACAAUGGAGAAAGGCUGAAACCUUAUCGGAUGACUCUGAUUACUAUUAUUGAAUUGAUUGCUAGCUGAGAGAGCAUUGCUUUCACUAUGGGAGGAUGAUAGGAUUAUGUCCGAACUGGUUGCUGGUCGCGUUUUACUUCAACGACAUUGGCACUACUGGAUUGUUGAUUUUCAGGUAUGAUCUGGUGGCCAUAAUAUUCACUGAAUAAUAGCCCGUGGCUUGGAAUCUACGAUUUCCCUGCUUUGUAAGAAAGAUAUUGAUGUAUACAGGCGAUAAAUCGAAGAUGAUAUGUACCAUCAAGGGAUACCCAUGCUUCAUAACAUCAAUCACGUUGAAACAAGAACAAUAAGCCAGGCGUUGACCAGCAGCGGCGGAGGAUGGUACUACAAGUCCUAAUAAUAGCCUAGACACAAACAUCGCUGAAGUGUCAUUUCAGAAGUGGAGGCGGAAUCUAUGGCAGCAUCUCCCCGCGUCGUACACGAUGAUGUGGCCCAUAUCGAUUCGAUCCCGGUCGAUAUAUCCCUGUUAAAUGCGCAUGACCCCGCGCGUUGAC